Messenger RNA from Miniopterus natalensis, 2072 nucleotides. NCBI's taxonomy places the organism in Eukaryota, Metazoa, Chordata, Mammalia, Chiroptera, Miniopteridae. The record is from RefSeq and is a predicted model, not a curated record.
UCCUGGUUCAUAGGUGGAUGCUCAGCCCCUGAGCCACGCCGGCCGGGCUGUUUGAUUUUGUUUCUCAGCGUCCUGUAAUGGUUGUUCUCUUUGCAAAACUUCUGCAGAGCCGAAGCCUACGAGGCGCUGAAAGAGCGUUGUGACCUAAACGCGAGUGUUUCCUAAUGACGCGGUUUUCCUCUUCCGUCUUUCCAGUUCGAUUUCUCACGCAGGCCACCUGGUCGCUGCCCUCACCGCCAUGGAGCUGCAUCUCUUUGACUACUCGGAACCCGGGAACUUCUCCGACAUCGGCUGGCCCUGCAACAGCAGCGACUGCAUCGUGGUGGACACGGUGACCUGCCCCAACAUGGCCAACAAGAGCGUCCUGCUCUACACGCUGUCCUUCGCCUACAUCUUCAUCUUCGUCAUCGGCAUGAUCGCCAACUCCGUGGUGGUCUGGGUGAACAUCCAGGCCAAGACCACCGGCUACGACACCCACUGCUACAUCUUAAACCUGGCCAUCGCCGACCUGUGGGUGGUGGUCACCAUCCCGGUCUGGGUGGUCAGCCUUGUGCAGCAUAACCAGUGGCCCAUGGGCGAGCUCACGUGCAAGGUCACCCACCUCAUCUUCUCCAUCAACCUGUUCGGCAGCAUCUUCUUCCUCACCUGCAUGAGCGUGGACCGUUACCUGUCCGUCGCCCACUUUGCCAACACCUCGAGCCACAGGAAGAAGGUGGCUCGCCGUGUCGUCUGCGUCCUGGUGUGGCUGCUGGCCUUCUGCGUGUCCCUGCCCGACACCUACUACCUGAAGACCGUCACGUCUGCCUCCAACGAGACCUACUGCCGGGCCUUCUACCCGGAGCACAGCGUCAAGGAGUGGCUGGUCAGCACGGAGCUGCUGUCCGUGGCCUUGGGCUUUGUCAUCCCUCUCUGUGUCAUCGCGGUCUUCUACUUCCUGCUGGCCCGCGCCAUCGCGGCGGCCGGCGACCAGGAGAAGCACAGCAGCCGGAGGAUCAUCUUCUCCUACGUGGUGGUCUUCCUGGUGUGCUGGCUGCCCUACCACGUGGCGGUGCUGCUGGACGUGUGCUCCAUGCUGCACGUCCUCCCCUACUCCUGCCAGCUGGAGAGCCUCCUGUUCACCGCCCUGCACGUAACGCAGUGCCUGUCGCUGGUGCACUGCUGCGUCAACCCCGUGCUCUACAGCUUCAUCAACCGCAACUACAGGUACGAGCUGAUGAAGGCCUUCAUCUUCAAGUACUCGGCCAAGACGGGCCUCACCAAGCUCAUCGACGCCUCCAGGGUGUCGGAGACGGAGUACUCCGCGUUGGAGCAAAACACCAAGUGAUGCGAGUCUCCGGACGGGACGGACGCGUGUGUAGCUGUCCGCGGGGCUCCCGGCCACCUCGGGGCUCGAGACCCAGGCAGCGUGCGGGGAGGCGAGUCCCUGUGCGCCUCCCUGCGUCUCCCGUGCCAGGGUGGCUGGGACCCCGGCGGUGCGUCAGGCUGGCCGGGCCGCCCACGGGUGCGGCUCACCCGGGCCUGCGGCCGGAGGGCGGGGCUUGCUGCACUUUUGUACUAUAGGACUUUCUGUUUCCUGAAGGUUUUCUAUGGUGGUUUGUAUUUAAAUGCCGAGACUUUAUUUUCUCGCUCUCGCUGUACCUUAUAAAUGUAUUUGAAAGUCUAAGUAUAUUUUAAAUGUAUGGGAAGUGUAACGCUGACAUGUACUCCGUGUUGUAGUUUGAAAGUGAGUGUGACUUCGGUUUUGACUAAGGAUGACAAUGACUGUUGGCUGUUGUGAAAUUAUAUAUAAAUCUAUAAAUCUAUGCCGGCCUCGGCGGAAAUGUUCUAUUCACAACAGCCUUCUACGUGGGGCGCUUUGUCCUGGCGUGGGGUGUGCGACGAGGACUGCCCUGUGACGCAGUUUCUGACGUGAAUAAUAUCUGUAAACUUAUACUGAAAACAGAAAAAAAACAACAAAAAAAGGCAAAUUGUUCCGGCCUGCGACGCUGUGCAUAGAACAGAGAGCCGUAGGCCAGAGUUCGCUCAACCUGUAAGUUAUUUUCUUAAAAAUAAAGAUUUUUUUUUUCCUAAAA